This is a messenger RNA of Cucurbitaria berberidis CBS 394.84, 1155 nucleotides long. Its product is annotated as prenyltransferase. Lineage: Eukaryota; Fungi; Ascomycota; Dothideomycetes; Pleosporales; Cucurbitariaceae. Gene Ontology annotation, cellular component: membrane. The coding region runs from base 1 to 969 and encodes 322 amino acids. The record is from RefSeq and is a predicted model, not a curated record. Gene Ontology annotation, molecular function: transferase activity, transferring alkyl or aryl (other than methyl) groups. The transcript is spliced from 4 exons.
AUGCGUACUACGUCAUCAAACAACAAAUUCGCGGCUGCGAUCCUGCCGUUAUGGCAGUUGUCAAGGUUCGAUACACGAGAAUCAUGGCUUGCUUGUUACCCUGCCAUGUGGGGUCUUUCCCUUGCAACCAAGCACUAUGAUCUCAAUAUCGGUGGCACUGGUCUCGCUGCGCUCGUGGCUUCGAAUUGGCUGUGCAUGACGCUGAUACACUCCGCAUUCUGCACCUGGAAUACCCAUAUGCUCAAGUCUUUCGUUCAACCCCACCAUACCUCCACGGUCCGACUUAUCGACAAAUGUGCCGCACGUACCGCAACGCGCCCGCUUCCCUCGGGACGUUGCUCGCCCGCCAAAGCACACACGUGGUUCUAUGUGCAGUUGUUCCUUGCCAACACCGCCAUGUACACGCUACUUGGUCCGGCAACACAUCUAACCAUGUUACCAUGCCUGGCUUUGUCGUUCUUUUAUCCACUGUCGAAACGGUACAUCCAAUGGCCGCAAUUUGUUCUUGCUCCGACUGUUGGCUGGCCUGUUUUUGCUGGAUGGCUAUCGGCGCAAGCACAUGCUGGGCUUCGUGAGAAGAUGGAACCAUCUAUAUGUGGUCCGCUGUUUGCUUCGUAUGCCGUGUGGACCAUCUACUACGACACGUGCUACGGACUUCAAGAUAUCGCAGGCGACAAAGAGUCAGGCGUUGGAUCGUUGGCACAGUUCCUCGGAGUAAAGUACAUCAAGUCUUUCUUGCUGGGCUUGAAUGUGAUCGCUCUCUCGUUCUUAGGGCUUGCGGCAGAAAGGGCGCGCUGUUCACUGUUGCUGUGGACCUUGGGCAUCGGGUUCUGGGCAUUGAGCGUGCCGUUUCAAUUCCGUGGCCUUGAUCCGACAGUACCUGGCUCUGGUGGGAAGAUCUUCAAGUUCAAUAUCACGUUGGGUAUGUAUGUCACCGUGGUGAUAUUGGCUGAGGCAUGGAUAGGAUGAGUUUGGAAGGAUACAGAGCGCGCGAUCUGGAGCCGUCGAGUUUGCCAGUAAGAGAGAGCCACGCUGUUCUGCGUGAACCACGGAAAGAAGGCGAUGCAUACUUGAUCCACAGCAUACUCUAGGGCAAAACAAUGCUGGCUAUGGGAGAAUCAUAUGCCCUUAUCAUUUGUUGCAAUAGACCUAUUU